AUGCUGGGCAGCAGAGCCGGUCGGGAAGCGCCCCUCCUUGCUUUGCUGCAGCUCGUAGGAGGGGUGUCUGGCUCGUGCAAUCCCUUCUGUGAGAAGAAGACCGACCCGUGGGAGUCGCUCUGCACCUGGAAUGGCUGCGACGGUUGCAGCGAAUGCUACGUCCCGCCAGCGCCUGCAAGCCGACCACAAUGCCAGGGCUUCUGUGAAGCAAAGACGCAACCCUGGGACAACCGAUGCAGCUGGGCGGGCUGCGGCGGCUGCACCGAGUGCGGCGCCGAGUCCGAGUGCAAGCCAUUCUGUGAGGACAAGACGCAGGCAUGGGAUGACAAGUGCACCUGGGAGGGCUGCAAGGGCUGCAUCGAGUGCUCUCUCCCUGCGCCGGCGUGCAAGCCGUAUUGUGAGGACAAAACACAGGCCUGGGGUGACAAGUGCACCUGGCAGGGCUGCAACGGCUGCUCCGAGUGCGGCGCCGAGUCCGAGUGCAAGCCGUUCUGUGAGACCAAGACGCAACCUUGGUCGGUAAAGUGCUCAUGGAACGGCUGCUCGGCCUGCGGGGACGUGUGCAAUGCGUGCAAGCCCUACUGUGCGGUCAAGACGGACCGGUGGGAUAUGCUCUGCAGCUGGAACGGCUGCUCUAGCUGCACCGAGUGCUCCGUCUCCUCUUCCGCCAUUCCUGCUUGA
Molecule: messenger RNA, 681 nt
Organism: Emiliania huxleyi CCMP1516
Lineage: Eukaryota; Haptophyta; Isochrysidales; Noelaerhabdaceae
Exons: 2
Coding region: 1-681 (226 amino acids)
Source: RefSeq, a predicted model, not a curated record